AUGGCUUCCAAGGCACAGAGUGAGAAUUGGUCGGAUGAGACAAUUUGCUCCACCUGCCUUGAAUUCUUCACCAAUCCGGUUUCACUGGAGUGCGGGCACAAUUUCUGCCGCCACUGCAUCACUCGGUGCUGCGAAACGAAUAGUGUGAAUUGCUGCCCGGAGUGCAGGCGCGAAUUUCCGGGUAUCCCUUCCGCGAUCAACUGGGCCCUGGCGAGUCUGGCCGAGAAAGCACAAAAUUUAAAGCAGAGCCAGAAGGAGAAGAAAAGUAAACUCCUCUGCGAGGAACACGAGGAAGAGCUGAAGCUGUUUUGUGACACUCACAAGAAACUGAGCUGCGUGAUUUGCCGGGACGCGCGGGAACACAAGUCUCACAACUAUAUACCGAUUAAGGAAGCUGUCGAAAUCUACAAGGAUCAGAUGAAAUCCACCUUCAUCUCUCUCUCCAAGAAGAUAUCAGAAUUCCAGGAAAUGGAACUGCAGCAGAAACAGACGAUUAGUAAGAUUAAGAAACAAUCACGCUACCUACAGACUCGCGUGGCUUCAGAAUUCGCUGAAGUGCACAAGGUUCUCACCGAUAAAGAACACAGCUUAAUCAAAGGCCUCAAGGAAGAAGAGGUGAAAUUCGUGAGCAUAAUGGAAAUAAAUCUUAAAUACAUUCAAGAUAAGUUAAUAUCCAUCCAAGGGAAGCUGGCAAACGUGGGAAAACAGAUGAAGCAGAAAGAUGGAGCUACCUUCCUGAAGGAGGAAACCUCUCGGAAAAGCAGCCUCAACGAAACAGGUCAGAAAGUGUCGGUGACUGGAGGCAGCCUCUCGAUGGGACAUUUCAACUGCACUUUACCGUUUGCAGUGUGGAGAGAAUAUAUUGACACUGUUAAAUCUGACUCUGUGACCCUGGAUGAGGAUAGCGCGCAUCCGGAGCUCGAGGUGUCCGGCAGCCUGAUGAAUGAGGUGGCGGGGAGUCGGCGCUGGAGUCUGGGAGUCGCCGCAGAGUCUGUGGAGAGGAAGAGACGGGUCGACCUGAAACCGGAGGAAGGAUUCUGGACCAUCGAGAGAUAUCGCGAGGAGGUUUCCACAAGCAAUUCUUCCCAGACCCCUCUCUCAGCCGGUCCCGUUCCCGGGAGGGUGGGAGUUUACCUCAGUUACGAUUCGGGGACAGUCUCAUUUUAUAAUGCGGACACCAAGUCCCACCUCCACACCUUCACCGGGAAUAAAUUCGUGGGGAAAAUGUAUCCCUUCUUUGGUGCUUGGGAUGAAAAUCAAUGGCUGAAGAUAUGCUUCAUUCCCUGCUCGAAUCAGUAAAAGGGUCGGGUCCCGGGACCGGCGUCAUGAGUGGGGCUGAGUGGCUGUGGGGCAGAAACCGUGUGAAAAACAGGUUGGCGCUGAACCGGUUUCAUUUAAUCCCCAAAUUUCGCGUCGGAAUAGACUAGUAUAAAUAUCAGUGUGGGUUUGUGUCUUUGCGCAUUUGUUCAAUGGAUCAUCAUUAGUGAAGGAAUGGCGUGUGUGAGAUUAGACACAAAUUCCUGGAGAAACUCAGCGGGACAGGCAGCAUCUCUGGAGAGAAGGAAUGGGUGACGUUUCGGGUCGAGACCCUUCUUCAGACUAGUGUCAGGGGAGAAGGAGACCGGAGAGAAAGGGACACAGCCGCCUGUCUGUCAGCAGAUAUUUUCCCUCCAAAAUAAACUUUAUUCAGAA
Amblyraja radiata (thorny skate) is the source of this 1692-nucleotide messenger RNA. RefSeq names its product nuclear factor 7, brain-like. The coding region runs from base 1 to 1299 and encodes 432 amino acids. NCBI's taxonomy places the organism in Eukaryota, Metazoa, Chordata, Chondrichthyes, Rajiformes, Rajidae. The record is from RefSeq and is a predicted model, not a curated record. The transcript has 7 exons. Gene Ontology annotation, molecular function: zinc ion binding; protein binding.